CGAGCUCUCCUCUCAUUCACUCUCUUCCCUCCCACCAACACCCUCGUCACUCCCCAUCCAUCCACUCUCCAUACCAUCUCUGCAAACAUGAAGGGAGCUCUUAUGACAUCGGCCCUGGUGGCCGGCGCCCAGGCCGGCGUCCACAAGAUGAAGCUCCAGAAGAUACCCUUGUCUGAGCAGCUCGAGGGUAUGAACAUCGAGUCCCAGGUACAGCGCCUCGGCCAGAAGUACAUGGGCAUCCGCGCUCAAGGUCGCCUCGACGAGAUGUUCAAGGAGACGUCUGUUGCACCAGAAGCGGGCCACCCAGUCGCCGUCAGCAACUUCCUGAACGCACAAUACUUCAGCGAGAUUGCAGUAGGAACACCCCCACAAGAGUUCAAGGUGGUUUUGGACACUGGCAGCUCCAACUUGUGGGUGCCGAGCUCAGAGUGCGGCAGCAUCGCAUGCUACCUGCACUCCAAGUACAACCAUGGAGACUCCAACACAUACAAGCAGAAUGGUUCGGAAUUUGCCAUCAGAUACGGCUCAGGCAGUCUUGAGGGAUAUGUCAGCCAGGACACUGUCCAGAUCGGCGACUUGAAGAUCAAGGACCAGCUCUUCGCUGAAGCUACAUCCGAGCCAGGCCUUGCCUUCGCCUUUGGACGCUUCGACGGUAUUAUGGGUCUUGGUUACGACACCAUUUCCGUCAACGGCAUUCCACCACCAUUCUACAACAUGAUUGACCAAGGUUUGCUCGAUGAGAAGGUCUUCGCUUUCUACCUGAGCUCAACCGACAAGGGCGACGAGUCCGAGGCCAUCUUCGGUGGCGUCAACAAGGACCACUACACUGGCGACAUGACCAAGAUCCCUCUUCGCCGCAAGGCCUACUGGGAGGUUGACCUCGAUGCCAUCACCUUCGGCAAGCAGACCGCCGAGAUUGAUGCCACUGGUGCUAUCCUCGACACCGGCACUUCGCUCAUCGCUCUUCCAUCCACUCUUGCCGAGCUUUUGAACAAGGAGAUUGGUGCAAAGAAGUCUUACAACGGCCAAUACACUGUUGACUGCAGCGCCCGUGACUCUCUUCCAGACCUCACCUUCACUCUUACUGGCCACAACUUCACCAUCGACUCGUACGACUACAUUCUGGAGGUGCAGGGCAGUUGUAUCUCUGCCUUCAUGGGCUUCGAUAUCCCAGAGCCCGCUGGUCCUCUUGCUAUCCUCGGUGACGCGUUCCUCCGCAAGUGGUACUCUGUCUAUGACCUCGAGAACAAUGCGGUCGGUCUCGCAAAGGCCAAGUAAGGAGUAGUGGAAGUACAUGUCAUAGUUCACGAUGGCAAGUAGAGCACUCAAUGGCUGAAGUAGAGGAGCAAGAGAAAGUCAAGCCCCAGGACAGCGCAACGAGCAUUUGAGACUAACUAGUACGGUAAUACAUCAUUUCAUAGUAUCCUCUGUACGAAGAUAAGCUGCUACAUAUUGAAGACCUCUCGUUCAUGG
Messenger RNA from Sphaerulina musiva SO2202, 1473 nucleotides. RefSeq names its product aspartyl proteinase. The transcript has 3 exons. Bases 88 to 1278 code for a protein of 396 amino acids. Gene Ontology annotation, cellular component: fungal-type vacuole. The record is from RefSeq and is a predicted model, not a curated record. Lineage: Eukaryota; Fungi; Ascomycota; Dothideomycetes; Mycosphaerellales; Mycosphaerellaceae. Gene Ontology annotation, biological process: proteolysis. Gene Ontology annotation, molecular function: aspartic-type endopeptidase activity.